AUGGGAACUAAACAGAAACGACAAGGUCUAUUAAGAAGACCGCAUACAAUAUCGGGAGAGAAAAUAAAACCCAAGUCUUUGAAACCCAAAGAAGCUAGAAGGUUGAUAAGAAGGUUUCAUGUACUACAGAAGAAUAGAUAUUCCAUAGUCGCCAAGUUAAAUGAACUGUUAAACAUACCCGGAGAAAGAAUAUCGACAGAUACUUAUAAACAGCAGAUCAAGAAUAACUUUCCACUGUUUUUUGAAAAAUAUAACGAGAGAUAUAAGUCGUUUAAGGUUUCAUCCAAAUAUGCGGACAAUGACUUGAUUAGAAUUGAUGAACAAACUACUACAGAAAUGCUAAUUACAAAGUUAGCAGAAAUUGAUUCUGAAUCAGAUAAACGGGGAGGAAUUGAAGCAUAUCAAUCGGCAUCAACACAAGGGCAAAAUGGCAAGAGAGGUGGCGAUUCUCUGAAAAAAUUGGUUGAAUGGUUAAAAGAUGAGAAUCAUCUAUACAAUAACAAACUAGAUCAAGAGUUAAAUGCCUUGGAAAUAGGUUGUUUGAGCCCGAGUAAUCUAAUUUCUACUAGUGGAAUUUUCAAAGAAGUAGUUAGGAUUGAUUUAAAUUCACAAAAUCAUUUAAUCUUAGAGCAAGACUUUAUGAUGAGGCCAUUACCUAAAACGAACCUAGAAAAAUUCAAUAUGAUAUCGUGCUCUCUUGUGUUGAAUUUUGUACCAUCUCCAAGGGAACGGGGUGAUAUGUUGAGAAGAAUAACGCAAUUCUUGAAACCACCCAAAUCAUCAGAUUCGUUGAGUAGUUUGUUUCUAGUUCUUCCAUUACCUUGUAUUGAAAACUCAAGGUACUUUAAUAAUGAGAUUUUAAAUAAAAUAAUGUCGAGAUUGGGAUUCCACCAGAAAUGCUACUAUGCUGCUAAAAAAGUCGCAUAUUGGUUAUUUGAUUGGGAGGGUAAGGUAAAAAGAGGCGAGAAAAUUAAUAAACGAGAAGUAGCAGCUGGUGCAAAUAAAAAUAAUUUCUGUAUAACACUCGAAUAA
Molecule: messenger RNA, 1032 nt
Organism: Debaryomyces fabryi
Lineage: Eukaryota; Fungi; Ascomycota; Pichiomycetes; Serinales; Debaryomycetaceae
Product: 25S rRNA (adenine2142-N1)-methyltransferase
Exons: 1
Coding region: 1-1032 (343 amino acids)
Cellular component (GO): nucleolus
Molecular function (GO): rRNA (adenine) methyltransferase activity
Source: RefSeq, a predicted model, not a curated record